Molecule: messenger RNA, 2992 nt
Organism: Phlebotomus argentipes
Lineage: Eukaryota; Metazoa; Arthropoda; Insecta; Diptera; Psychodidae
Product: organic cation transporter protein
Exons: 6
Coding region: 1217-2884 (555 amino acids)
Biological process (GO): transmembrane transport
Cellular component (GO): membrane
Molecular function (GO): transmembrane transporter activity
Source: RefSeq, a predicted model, not a curated record
UCUUCCAUUUCCUAUUAUUUCUGUCUAAAUUUAUGACAUGUCUUAUCAGAUAAAUGCAUGUAUUAUCGCCACAAAGUUCUAUUUCAGAACCAUUCUAUUCAAAAACUCUCAAUCACGCACCCGAAACAAUCAAAUGGUUCUUUCAUUUCCCAGCACCACAUCCGUCGUGUGCUCGAAACGUGACUAUUUUCCUAUUGAGUGGGAAUGGGAAGAAAAUAAUUUAUUGGCGGAUUCAGGCACAGGUCAUCCCAUUUCAAAUGAUGCUUGUCUCAAAUCAUGCGGCCGCUCAACCAUGAAAUAUUCAAUACAACACGAGUGUAGACUUCAAUGUCAGCUUUUUACUUUUGCUAUUUGUAUUUGCGGCUUUUUUGCAACCAAAAACCACAUUUCAAAGUGCUUUUAUCGUGGAUGAUCGCCGAAAAUUGAAGAGACGCUCUGAAUGUUUGAUUAAAUCGCAUGAAGUUUAUCUGCGAUGGGACAAUUAAGUGUCAAUUAAUUGACACUUAAGGUAGCUUAUCGAGCAUUUAUGAUAAAGAAUUUCAUGAUUUAUGACAAUGUGUUAUUUGUAGGCAAAUGUGCGGAUAAGAAGACAAAACAAUUCUUUAAAUGGGUUUCCUAUUUCAGGUGCCGCUUCAGUGUGUAAACUUCUCUAUUGAUUACAGACAUGUUUGAGUGUGGAGUUUCCCAUGAAAAAAAGCGCACUUUUCUUAAGGAAUUAACUUUCAAAUUCUGCGGAAAAAGUCUCACAUUAUUAAUUCAUAAGAUGGCUUAGAAUGAUUUCGUUCGCAUGACUGAGGCUCAUUUUCUCGGAAAAUCAAUGCAGAAUAUUCCUCAAUAAUUAAUUUCCUAUCCCGAAUCAGAUAUCAUUUUUGGUGUCGAAAAUUCUGCGAGUAUUGAAGCAAAUAUCCAUAGUCAAUUGUACAAUACAUGCAGCGCACAUAAGGUCAUGUUUCCCUCCACAUUCACACAUUUUCACGCCAUGCCGAAAAGUCAUUCAGAAAGCCCACACUCUCAGUGCCUCUCCAGAAGCGACUUAUCACCACCGUUCGACAGUCAGUUCUCACUGACUCGUCGUGGCGAUGAAAGUGCACCCGUGAGGAAUUGCAGUGUCGAUUGAGAUUCUGUGCAGCUCGAGUGAUAUAAAUAAUAUCACACGCAUUUCGGGAAGAGUGAAGACGAAAAGUGUGUGAGUUUUCGCUUGAAGGAAUUGGAUAGCAUGGAAGCUCCGCCAGCCAGUGAAACCGGCCUGAAGCCCAUCAUUCUCGAUGAAUUGGCGAAAAUUGGCUCAUCUGGACCUUGGCUUUGGAAAAUAUUCAUCUUGUGCGUCACGCCGAACAUUUUGAAUGGAUUUCACGUUUCGUCGUACGUGUUCCUCGGCGCCCUCCCGGACGCUUACUACUGCGUCGUGCCGGAGCUCCUGGAAGCCGGCUGGACGCCAGAGCAGAUGAGGAACAUCACGACGCCAGGAGACACUUUGCCAGCGCACAGUUGCGGAAUACUGAACUGGAAUUACAGUCAGUUGAGCAGCAUGGAUUUCGACGAGGCUCUGCACUUCACGCAGGAAAUGCAGCAGCCCGAGACGGUGUCCUGUCGCAGUCGUCCUGAGAAUUACUAUCACUACGAGCAGGACGAAGGGACAUCCAUUGUGCCAGAGUGGGAUCUCGUGUGUGAGAACAAUGUGUGGCGCACAACAGUGCAAGUCGGCCUCAGCAUAGGGAAAUUCAUUGGAGCGUCGCUGUUUGGCGUGAUUUCGGACAAGUUUGGGCGCAAGAAAGCCUUCGUGGGCGGCGCCACUCUAUAUAUUGUGAGCGGAUUUCUCACUGUCUUCACCAAAUCCUACUUUCUCUUCCUCCUGGGAAGAAUCGGACUGGGAAGCUCAGCUUCCGGGCUCUUUUAUGCAGCCUUCACACUCUUGACUGAGAAUAUUGCACUGAAGCACAGAUCGUGGAUGAGCAUCAUGUUCACCAUUUCUUAUCCGAUCGGCAUGCUGAUUCUAACGCUAUUCGCUUAUCUUCUGCCCCUCUGGAGAUCCCUUCAGCUGGCUCUGAUCCUCCCAGGACUUCUCCUCAUUGUCCACUGCUAUUUCCUGGACGAAUCUCCACGGUGGCUGGUGAGCAAGAAUCGGGAGAAGAAGGCGUACAACAUUGUCUUCGGGAAGAAACCCAGUGUUGAUUUGAUCUUCAAAGCCAACAAGAAGGCAGAAGAUGCUCCCGCAGACAGUGAUCCAUCGACUUCGAGGCUCGUGUCCAAGCUGAGGAACUCCUUCAGGGAAUUUGCCGGACUCUUCAGCACCUGGACACUGAGGAGGCGCAUCUUCAUCUGCUACUUCGUGUGGUGCGUCACGUCCAUGUCGUACUACAUCACGGCAAUCAAUGCGGACAAUCUGUCUGCCAACAGAUACAUGUACGUGGCCGCCACGGGACUCGUAGACAUUCCGGCGUACAUCAUUCCGAUCUUCAUUCUCAAGUACACUGGCCGGCGGAUGUCGUCGUUUGCGCUCUACCUCGCGGCAGGAUUGAGUUUGCUGGCCGUUUUGGCGAUUCCCAGAGAACAUUCAACCCUUAUUGUGGCGUUCGCGAUGUUCGGCCGCUUCGGCAUCAGCGCCGUGUAUGCCGUUCUCACUCUGCACACCGCCGAGCUCUUCCCCACUGAGAUCCGGAACUCUGCCCUCGGCACAAGCUCCACCAUGGCUCACGUGGGCUCAAUGGCAGCGCCGUACAUUGUGGAUCUCCUCGGUAUGGUGGCCUGGUACAUCCCCACGACAAUCUGCGGCUCUUCCAUCUUGCUGGCCGGCUUCCUGUCGCUCCUGCAGCCCGAGACGGGCAACAGAGAUCUGAAGGAUCAUGUGCAACAGGAAGAGGAGGAGAAGAAAAUUAAUGCGUGAUUCACUGAUUUUCAUUUUAUAUCUGAAGCGCACACAUAAUGUAUAUUACAUUUCAUACGGUUGCGCCACAACUUGAUUAAUCCAUUGCAAGUGAUGUUGGACGUCUGU